AUGCAACGCAAGGUGUUUCUGCCACCCGUUGGCUGUUUCAGCAAUGCGGGAGAAACACUCUUCAGUCAGACAAACGCUGAGCGAGAGACACAGCUACUCCUGCCUUCCCUCUUCCCCUGUCUCCAUCACUACAAGGAAGGUGUGGAAGGAACUGCUCAAAUUCCCCAGUGCUUUCCUGUGGCAGAGAAGGCCUCCUCACACCCAACUCUGAACGGACAGAAGUCAGCAAAAUCAGCAAGGGACUCUUUUUCAGCAUACAACAGCAAGUACCUCACAGUUCCUCAAAACCGGACUUCCUUGCACACCAGCAGGAUCAAUGGAGCGUUUGAAGCACCGAGCUGUAUGAAGUCCUUCAGCAGUUCUAUUAUAAACAAUUACCUGGAUGGGAUGCAAGGAGGGGCCGUGGACAAGGCAUCCCUAAGUGGCAAGCAUUUCAGGGACAGCAAGAGAAAGGUCGACUACGUGUUAGCCUACCACUACCGAAAACGCCUCGCUCGGCACCCGCCUGGUGUGGGCUCACCAGAGCCGACACGCGCAUCUGCCUCCUUGGCCCUGGUUUUGAAUGGAGGGACCGAGCUGGGCCGUGCCCAGCCGCAGCAGCAAGAUGGUGGUCAGCGUGACCUGCAGGAGUGGCCGGGGCUGCCGGGGGAUGAGGUGAUCGAGCUCGGCCCGCUGGAUGCUCUGGAGGAGGAGAAGCGGCUGCAGCGGGAGGAGUACGAACGCAACCUGGUGGAAGCGGGGCUGGAGAUAGAGAAAGACCCUGAGAAUAAGAGCCAAGGACUGAGUUUUGUCCGUAUACAUGCACCUUGGCAAGUACUUAGUCGAGAAGCGGAACUCCUUAAAAUAAAAAUGCCCACUAAAAAGAUGUAUGAAAUCACAGAAGAAGAAGGAAUACUCAAAAAGUUAAAUGAAAUAUGGUGCAAAUUGACUGAACCUCUGCAACCCCAGGUGCCACAACAAGAUAAUACCAACAUGAAAAGUCUGUCUUACCCAUUUUCCAGAGAGAAAAUAUAUUUGUAUAACAUUAAAGACAAAGACACCUUUUUUGACAAUGCUACUCGCAGCCGAAUAGUACGUGAAAUUUUGAAGCGCACAUCUACAAAGGCCAGAAACAGCAUGGGUAUUGGCACAUUAAUAGCAAACAAUGUUUAUGAUGCAGCAUACCCACUUCAUGAUGGUGAAUAUGAAGGCCAAAAUGAUGACAUGAAUGAAAGAAAGUUGCUGUAUCGAGAAUGGGCAAGAUAUGGAGUAUUUUACAAGUUUCAGCCUAUUGACCUCAUAAGAAAGUAUUUUGGAGAAAAGAUAGGACUUUAUUUUGCAUGGCUGGGUUUAUAUACAGAAUUCCUCAUUCCAUCUUCAGUAGUCGGGAUUAUUGUAUUUCUUUAUGGAUGUAUAACCAUUGAGAGCGACAUUCCUAGUAAAGAAAUGUGUGACCAACGCAAUGCCUUCACCAUGUGCCCCCUGUGUGACAAAUUCUGUGAUUACUGGAACCUCAGCUCUGCCUGUGCUACCGCUCGAGCUAGCCACUUAUUCGACAACCCCGCCACGGUCUUCUUCUCCAUCUUUAUGGCUCUCUGGGCUACUAUGUUCCUUGAACAAUGGAAGCGUUUGCAGAUGAGAUUGAGUUACUUCUGGGAUCUAACUGGACUGGAGGAAGAAGAAGAGCAUCCCAGACCAGAGUAUGAAAACAAACUGCUGCAGAAAAAGCUGAAAAAUAAAAACAUCACAACAGAAAAUUCAAAUGAACAUGAAAAGGAAAAGCUGACAUGGAGUGACCGUAUGCCUGGAUAUGCAGCAAACUUUGGAUUGAUUUUAUUCAUGAUUAUGCUGACGUUUUCAGCAGUGUUCGGUGUGAUUGUAUACCGAAUUACUACAGCAGCAGCUUUGUCAUUCAGCACAAAUGAGACAACGAGGUCAAAUGUUCGAGUGACUGUGACCGCAACUGCUGUCAUCAUUAACCUCGUUGUGAUACUUAUACUUGAUGAAAUUUAUGGAGCUGUUGCCAAAUGGCUGACAGAAAUUG
Molecule: messenger RNA, 2023 nt
Organism: Cariama cristata (Red-legged seriema)
Lineage: Eukaryota; Metazoa; Chordata; Aves; Cariamiformes; Cariamidae
Product: anoctamin-2-like
Exons: 16
Biological process (GO): chloride transmembrane transport
Cellular component (GO): plasma membrane
Molecular function (GO): protein dimerization activity; chloride channel activity
Source: RefSeq, a predicted model, not a curated record